AUGCUGCAUUUUCCAGAUCGCAGCGCGUCGAUCUUUAUCGUCACUGUUGUCUUUUUGGGUCUGUCUUUCAUCGCUGUAUGCUUACGAUGCUUUGUCCGGUUGAAGUUGGUCAAGGCCUUUGGGUGGGAUGACACUAUCAUGGUGGUCGCGAUGGCCUUGAACAUCUUGUUCGCCUUAUGCGGUAUAACAGGCUCUCUAUAUGGAAUGGGCCGGAAAUUGGCGCAUGUGGAACAGUUCUCGACAGCACUAUUUUGGUGGUGGCUCGGUCAGACAAGCUACGUAGUAACGUGCGUGGUCGCCAAAAUCUCGAUCGCGGUAGCCCUCCUCCGCCUGACCGUGACAAAAACGCAUACAAUCCUUCUGUGGACUGUCAUUGGAGUGACCAUCGUCGUUGGUCUUGUGUUCUGGUUCGUCCUGACUUUGCAAUGCAAACCGGUGUCAUAUUUCUGGAACAGAUUAUCACCUGGAGCGAAAGGAACCUGCCUGAGUACGGACACUAUCAUCAACGUCGCCUAUCUUUAUAGUGUAACCGCCACACUGUGCGACUUUGUUCUCGGUCUUUUGCCCAUCUCGCUGGUCUGGAAGCUCCAAAUGACGCGGAAGACAAAGAUUGCAUUGGCUGCUAUUCUGAGUUUGGGAUGCAUAGCCAGCGCUGCCGUCAUCGUUCGCAUCCCCUACCUUCACUUAUACAAAGACCAUGAGUUCCUUUACGCAACAACGGACAUCAGUAUCUGGUCUAACGUCGAGGCAUCACUGGGUAUAAUGGCCGGUAGUCUCGUGACUCUCCGUCCACUCUUCCGUUGGUUCCGUGGCACCAGUUACGGAAGGAGCGGAGCUACGAAGAAGACAUUCGGCAGCAUGCCCCUCUCCAGCAUGAACGGGAAUGGCAAUGGGACACACCAAUCGAAGCAUGACCGAGACGCAACGCAGUACUGGCGACCUGAUGUAUAUCCCCAUGAAUCACGGGCCGUCGUCACGACUAUUCAGACUUCUCCCCGCGGAAGCAAGAGUAGCAGCCAGGAGGACUUGAAUCCCAGGCAGGAGCCUUUGCAUGGUGUGAAUGUACACAAGUCUUUCCUUUCCUAUGAUUUACUAAACGAGGAACUUAAUCAUAAUUCUGCGUCGUUUGGCCGUCGUGGUCAUUCGAGUGUCACCAUGGCGAAACUCGUGGACGAUCCCCAAAUCAAAUAUGCUUCACUGCAUAACCCUCUCCCUACUCAACUUCACACCUAUGUGUGGCCUUUCCUGAUUAUCUGGCCUGCCUUCUUCGCCGUCUACCUCUCCCCUGAGCGCUACGAUACAUACAUUCAAGGACAAGAAUGGACAUUCGUCUGGUCUGGAUCGAUCAUUACGGCGCAGUCCCUCCUUUGGUUGAUGACAAAAUGGAACAUCAACAUCCAAACCCUGUUCACCGCGACCAAGGCCCGGUCUCUCGACUCUGCGCAGCUUAUUAAAGUGAUCCCAGUUGCCAACGCUGGCUCUGCCGAGAUUUGCCCUCUGCAUCGCGACACAAUGGGUGGAAAGAAGUCAUUCUCGUUCCUCUUCCAGAAGCGCCGCUUUCUCUACUACCCGGAGCGUCAAUGUUUCGCGCCCUUGUCGUACGUCCUCGACGCGGAGCCCAAGCCCCCCGUCAAGGUCUUUCAGCAAACCCAGGGCUUGACCUCCAAGGAAGAAAUCGAUCGCAUCCAGCAUCACUAUGGAGACAACACAUUCGAUAUUCCCGUUCCGACAUUCGUGGAGCUAUUCAAGGAGCAUGCUGUGGCACCCUUCUUUGUUUUCCAGGUCUUCUGCGUUGGCUUGUGGAUGCUUGACGAAUACUGGUACUAUUCUUUGUUCACCCUCUUCAUGCUGGUUGUUUUCGAGAGCACCGUUGUCUGGCAACGUCAGAGAACCCUCAACGAGUUCCGCGGCAUGAACAUCAAGCCCUACGAUGUCUGGGUGUACCGCCAGAGGAAGUGGCAAGAAUUGACCAGUGACAAGCUUCUGCCUGGAGAUCUGAUGUCCGUGAAUCGCACCAAGGAAGAUAGCGGCGUUGCCUGUGACAUUCUCUUGAUCGAAGGUAGUGCUAUUGUCAAUGAGGCUAUGCUGUCGGGUGAGAGCACGCCGCUUCUGAAGGAGUCGAUCCAGCUUAGACCCGGAGACGACUUGAUUGAACCGGACGGUUUGGACAAGAACGCCUUUGUUCACGGAGGUACCAAGGUAUUGCAAAUCACCCAUCACAACUCGAACGGAGAAGAUGGAUCGGAGAAUGCGCGGAAACUUUCAUCCGGGGUUCCCCUUCCUCCAGACAAUGGCGCUGUUGGUGUGGUCGUGAAGACCGGGUUCGAAACCAGCCAGGGAAGCCUUGUUCGUACCAUGAUUUAUUCCACCGAGCGCGUCUCCGCCAACAACGUCGAAGCCCUGCUAUUCAUUCUUUUCCUCCUCAUAUUCGCCAUCGCUGCGGCAUGGUAUGUGUGGCAGGAGGGUGUAGCGAAGGAUCGCAAGAGAUCGAAGUUACUCCUUGAUUGCGUCCUUAUCGUCACUAGCGUCGUUCCUCCCGAACUACCUAUGGAACUCAGUCUUGCCGUCAACACGAGUCUGGCUGCACUGAGCAAGUUUGCAAUUUUCUGCACGGAGCCCUUCCGUAUUCCCUUCGCAGGACGUGUUGAUAUCGCAUGUUUUGACAAGACUGGCACAUUGACCGGCGAGGAUCUGGUUGUCGACGGCAUUGCUGGUCUCACCCUAGGCCAUGAGGGUGCUAAUGUUGGAAAGGACGGCGCUCACACAGAACUUUUCAAGUCUGCUAAUAUCCCAUUCGACACGACCCUUGUGCUUGCGAGUGCUCACGCUCUGGUGAAAUUGGAUGAAGGCGAAGUCGUUGGUGAUCCCAUGGAGAAGGCGACAUUGCAGUGGCUCGGCUGGACUCUGGGCCGGAACGAUACUCUCAUGAGCAGGGCUGCUCAGCCCGCAGGCCCCCGAGCAGUUGAAUCUGUGCAGAUUAAGAGACGGUUCCAGUUCUCUUCUGCCCUCAAGCGCCAAAGCACAAUUGCUACCGUGGUGACGACCGAUCGUAAGACGUCUAAGAAGGCCAAGGCAACCUUCGUGGGUGUCAAGGGUGCUCCUGAAACUAUCAGAACUAUGUUGGUCAACACGCCUCCGCACUAUGAAGAGACCUUCAAGUACUUCACUCGGAAUGGUGCUCGAGUUCUUGCCCUCGCAUACAAGUAUCUCUCUGCCGAAUCCGAGUUGUCUCAGGGACGCAUUAACGGUUAUGCUCGUGAAGAAAUCGAGGCUGACUUGAUUUUUGCCGGCUUCCUUGUCCUUCAAUGUCCUUUGAAGGAAGAUGCUAUCAAGGCGGUGCGUAUGCUGAAUGAGAGCAGCCAUCGUGUGGUCAUGAUCACCGGCGACAACCCCUUGACAGCCGUUCACGUCGCGCGCCAAGUUGAGAUUGUGGACCGUGACGUCCUUAUCCUCGACGCUCCUGAGAAUGACAUGUCCGGUACAAGACUAGUGUGGCGAUCCAUCGAUGACAAGUUCAACCGCGACGUGGAUCCAACUCACGACUUGGACCCUGAGAUUAUCGAAACAAAGGACAUCUGUAUCACCGGUUAUGCUUUGGCUAAAUUCAAGGGUCAGAAGGCUUUCUCAACCCUUUUGCGUCACACCUGGGUUUACGCUCGCGUGUCCCCCAAGCAGAAGGAGGAUAUUCUUCUUGGUCUCAAGGAUGCUGGUUACACCACUCUGAUGUGUGGUGACGGAACCAACGAUGUCGGGGCUUUGAAGCAGGCCCACGUCGGUGUUGCGCUACUGAACGGAUCUCCCGAGGACCUUGCAAAAAUCGCGGAACACUACCGCACGACGAAGAUGAAGGAAAUUUAUGAGAAGCAGGUAUCCAUGAUGCAACGUUUCAACCAGCCAGCCCCGCCUGUUCCUGUGCAGAUUGCGCAUCUUUACCCCCCGGGACCGCGCAACCCGCACUAUCAGAAGGCUAUGGAAAGGGAGGCUCAACGCAAGGGUGCCGCCACGCUGGCCACGGCAGGAAACCAGGAAGAGCAUAUUCCCACUAUCACCUCGCCUGGCGCGCAAGCUCUGCAGCAAUCCAAUGCCAACCUGACUCCUCAGCAACAGCGACAGCAGCAAGCUUCUAUUGCAGCUGCCGGCUUCGCUGACAAACUCACAUCUUCCAUGUUGGAGCAGGAAUUGGAUGACAGCGAGCCCCCUACAAUCAAGCUCGGAGAUGCUUCGGUUGCUGCGCCGUUCACCAGCAAGCUGGCUAAUGUCAUCGCGAUCCCCAACAUCCUGCGUCAAGGUCGUUGUACCCUGGUGGCGACUAUUCAGAUGUACAAGAUCCUUGCCCUGAACUGCCUGAUCAGCGCCUACAGUUUGAGUGUCAUCUACCUCGACGGUAUCAAGUUUGGUGAUGGUCAGGUCACCAUCAGCGGCAUGCUCAUGAGUGUUUGCUUCCUUUCGAUUUCCCGAGCCAAGUCCGUGGAGGGUUUGUCCAAAGAGCGACCGCAGCCGAACAUUUUCAACGUGUACAUCAUCGGCUCCGUUCUCGGCCAGUUCGCCAUCCAUAUCGCUACUCUGAUCUACCUGUCGAACUAUGUCUACUCCAUUGAACCGAGAAAAUCCGAUAUCGAUCUGGAGGGUGAAUUCGAGCCAUCGCUCCUCAACAGCGCCAUCUACCUCCUCCAGCUUAUCCAGCAGAUCUCCACUUUCUCCAUCAACUACCAAGGCCGACCCUUCAGAGAGUCGAUCCGCGAGAACAAGGCGAUGUACUGGGGCUUGGUUGCCGCAUCUGGCGUUGCCUUCUCCUGUGCCACUGAGUUCAUUCCGGAAUUGAAUGAGAAGAUGCGCCUCGUUCCAUUCAGCACCGAGUUCAAGGUUACACUGACUGUGUUGAUGGUCAUUGACUACGCCGGUUGCUGGAUCAUUGAAAACGUGUUGAAGAACCUGUUCAGUGACUUCCGGCCCAAAGACAUCGCUAUCCGCCGGCCCGAUCAACUGCAGCGCGAGAUGGAGCGCAAGAAGCAAGAGGAGUUGGAGACUCAGGCAGAGAAGGAACGGCAGAGGAAGGUCUAA
This is a messenger RNA of Aspergillus lentulus, 5061 nucleotides long. NCBI's taxonomy places the organism in Eukaryota, Fungi, Ascomycota, Eurotiomycetes, Eurotiales, Aspergillaceae. The record is from RefSeq and is a predicted model, not a curated record.